This is a messenger RNA of Helianthus annuus (common sunflower), 1475 nucleotides long. RefSeq names its product shikimate O-hydroxycinnamoyltransferase. The record is from RefSeq and is a predicted model, not a curated record. The transcript is spliced from 2 exons. Bases 27 to 1325 code for a protein of 432 amino acids. NCBI's taxonomy places the organism in Eukaryota, Viridiplantae, Streptophyta, Magnoliopsida, Asterales, Asteraceae. Gene Ontology annotation, molecular function: acyltransferase activity, transferring groups other than amino-acyl groups.
UCAAUAUUUAAUAUUAUAACUAACAGAUGAAGAUCAUGGUACGAGAAUCGACUAUGGUGAUUCCUGCUGAGGAGUCUCCGAACAUAAACCUAUGGAACUCUAACCUCGAUCUAACGGUCCCGAAUGUUCACACACCAACUGUGUAUUUUUAUAGGCGUCCCAACGGUGUUGCUAACUUCUUUGAUACAAAACUGAUGAAGGACACUUUGAGCAGAGCUUUGGUUCCUUUUUACCCGAUGGGAGGCCGGUUUAAGGUUGACGAAAAUGGUCGGAUCGAGAUUGAUUGUCGAGGACAAGGCGUGUUGUUUGUUGAAGCGGAUUCUGACGGUGUGAUUGAUGAUUUAGGUGAUUUUGCGCCUACGCCGAAGGGAGAGAAACUUAUCCCGGCUGUGGAUUACUCUCGAGGAAUCGAAUCAUAUCCGUUACUGGUCUUACAGGUUACUUUCUUCAAAUGUGGAGGAGUUUCCCUAGGAGUUGGGAUGCACCAUUUCCUCUGCGACGGGAUAUCUGCGUCGCACUUCAUGAACACAUGGGCCGACAUGGCCCGUGGCCUUGACCUCAUCAUGCCUCCCUUCAUAGACCGGACCCUCCUUCGGGCUCGGGACCCGCCACAACCAAUCUAUGACCACAUCGAAUACCACCUCGGUCGGUCAAUGAAAUUAUCACUCGAAGCCCAACCACAUGAAACAGUGGUCUCGAUUUUCAAGUUAACACAAGACCAACUAAUUGUGCUCAAAGCAAAAUCAAUGGAGGAUGGCAACCCAAUCAACUACAGUACGUUUGAGAUUGUCUCAAGUCACGUUUGGAAAUGCGUGUGUAGAGCUCGAUGUCUUCCUGAUGACCAGGAAACAAAGCUCUACUUUGUUAUUGAUGGGCGGGCUCGUCUUGAGCCCGCUCUACCACCAGGGUAUUUUGGGAAUGUUAUUUUCUCAAUUAAUGCCACUUCAGUGGCAGGUGAAAUUGUAUCAAACCCAAGUUGGUACGCCGCUAGUUUAAUCCACGAGGCAGUAGUCAAGAGGACCAAUGAUUACCUAAAGUCAAUAAUCGACUACUUGGAAUUUCAGCCUGAUUUGUUGUCUUUGGUUGGUGACACCGUAGAGACUUAUAAGAGCUCGAAUCUUGCUAUAACCACUUGGGCUAGGCUCCCGUUUCAUGACGUUGACUUUGGAUGGGGGCGACCAAUAUUCAUGGGGCCCGGUGGGGUCAACGUGGAAGGAAUCGCAACCAUGUUACCGAGCCCGAUCAACGAUGGGAGCUUGUCAAUAGUCAUUACCCUACAAGUUGACCAGAUGAAGCUUUUCAAGAAGUUCUUGUAUGAUAUAUAACAUGAUAAAUACGUGUUUGUCAAGGCAAAUCCAUGGAUUUGGGUGUAGUAGUUUAGGGCACGUGUGAGUGGCCACUUUCUACCUCUUUCAAGUGGGAUGUACAAGUUUUAAUUGGGUGUAUAUUGUGGUUGUUGAAUAAAAUACUAUUGG